UAGUUGACGCACUGUCUAUCUAGACACCAGAAUGCAGAUUUUAGCGUGCAUAUUAAUUAAUUAAAGUUCAGUUUCUUAAUUUUACAUUAAUUAAUAAAUGUGCAUUCUGAUGUCUGGAUAAGCGUUGCAGGGCUGGUAUAUCUUCAUUGAACUCGUUUUCUCAUACUUGCGGCACAGAACUUACUAGAUGUUUACAAUGGAGAACAUUGGUUGUUUUUCCAUGCUAUUUACAUCUCUUGUAGUUGGCAUAUCGUCUUUCAUGGUCAGUUUCUUAAUAAAAUACUGGUGGAGGCCAUGGACAAUCUACAGAGCUCUCAAAAAACGAGGAUUCAAAGGUCCUGCACCUCGUUUUUUGGUAGGUAAUCUUCUUGACAUAGCCAACAUCAUGGAGAAGGAGCAUGCCAAGGAUUUGCCUGCCAUUCAUCAUGACAUCAGGAACAGGGUUUUCCCCUUCUUUGUCAAAUGGGCACAACAAUAUGGAGAAAGGUUUGUGAUUUGGUUUGGUCAUGAGCCUAGAAUAGUUCUGACAGAUCCAGGAGAGAUCAAGGAACUGCUAUCUUCCAAAAACUUGAGUAAUUCAGGGGUAUCUCCUUUACAACAGGAAUUUUUUUCAGUAGCAUUUGGAAAAAGCUUGGUUGCAGUUAAUGGGGAAAGGUGGGCUCAACAGCGCAGAGUUGUUGCCCCUGCAUUUCAUAUAGAAAAACUUAAGGCAGUAAUUGGGAUCUCAGCAAGAUGCACCAAAGAAAUGUUGGAUGAAUGGAGAUUUAUUGAAGACAAAGCUUGUGAAAUAGAGCUAACAGCUCCGAUGAAGAAUCUUACAGCAAAUAUUAUGAUCGAGAGUCAAUAUGGAUUGGAUUCCAAAAGAGGAAAAGACAUAUUUGAAAAUAUGAACUCUUUGGAAGGUUUGAUCCUUGAAUCAUUUCGAUACUUAUGGAUUCCUUGUGGCAGAUUCCUUCCAACAGCUACAAAUCGGGAAAUUUGGAAAUGGAACAGGAGGAUGGAACAGAACGUUAAAUUCAUGAUUCAGGAACGACUAAACAGGGGGUCAUAUGGAAAUGACCUUCUUGGUUUGAUGCUAUCAGAAAUAAAUCAAUUCUCAGCAGAUGGGGAAAACAUUAGCUAUACAAUGCAGCAGCUAAUGGACGAGAGCAAAACGUUCUUUUUAGCUGGGAAGGAGAACACAAGUAAUCUGAUUUGUUGGGCACUACUAUUAUUAGCACUCAAUCCCCAUUGGCAAGACAAAGCUCGGCAAGAAGCCAAAGACAUUUGUGGAACCCAAGAUCCCACUACAGACUCUGUAAAAGACCUCAAAGUUAUUGGAAUGAUAUUGAAGGAGACACUUCGUUUGUACUCUCCAGCACCAGGAAUAAUUAAGCAGACAUUCACAGACUUGAAGUUAGGAGAAGAUGGCUUGGUGAUUCCCAAGGGUGUCAGUGUGAUUGUUGACAUAUUGACAGUCCACAGGGAUCCAAAAUUAUGGGGUGCUGAUGCAAAUGAAUUCAAUCCAAGCCGUUUUGCAGAAGGAAUAAGUAAAGCAGGUAAUCAUCCCUCUGCUUUCAUUCCAUUUUCUAGUGGGCCUCGAUCGUGUAUUGGACAGAACUUUGUAGUAUUGCAGGCCAAGGUUAUAAUGGCCAUGGUUUUGAAAGACUUGAAAUUCAGCAUUUCCCCACAUUAUAGGCAUGCCCCUGUUGCUUUUCUUAGUCUUAGUCCUCAAUAUGGAAUGCCAAUUAUGGUAGAAAGAGUCCUCUCUUGAUCAUGUGAUACUUUGAGAUCCACUAUGGUGGGGCAUUUGGCCUAUGUGAGGCUCUGAGUUUUGAACUCAAACGUUGAAUGAAAAAGAACCCCUUUAAAGGAAAUUGAAAUUUAUUUGUUACAUGGAGGAAAAUUUUGUUGUGUGGUAUUACUGAUAUGGAGUUAUGGUUUGCCGUUUGAAAUGGAGCUGCUGUUUAGAAUGAAGAUCCUAUUAAUGAAACCAUGAAGGUCAUUGAGCAACUCUCGAGAUUUGCGGUAUGUCUCCACUGCAUGCAGUUGUGACAAAAGAUGUAGCAACAAAUUGGUAUGUUGUGCCUUGUGAACUAUUUUCCGUUGGAAGGAACUAGACUUGCUUUGACAAUUUGGAUGAGAGAGAACUCUUGUUGUUUUAUUUGUUUGACUCUAGUAUCAAUGACUAGAUCCAAUCUGUAGGAUGUUGUAUU
Molecule: messenger RNA, 2195 nt
Organism: Cryptomeria japonica (Japanese cedar)
Lineage: Eukaryota; Viridiplantae; Streptophyta; Pinopsida; Cupressales; Cupressaceae
Product: cytokinin hydroxylase
Exons: 5
Coding region: 188-1753 (521 amino acids)
Molecular function (GO): iron ion binding; heme binding; oxidoreductase activity, acting on paired donors, with incorporation or reduction of molecular oxygen
Source: RefSeq, a predicted model, not a curated record